GCAGCUCAACACAGGACCCAAAACACGCUAGCCCUCAGACUCGGAAGAGAAUUGACUUUUUUGUUGUUGUUGUUUCUUGAAGGAAAUAGCAAAAUGUCUUCUUCACCAGCUGUGACAACACUGUGUGAGAACUCAAAUGAAGUCUUUGUAGACGUGGCGAAGUUGUUGCUGACAUAUGCUGAUAACAUUUUAAGGUACCCCAACGAGGAGAAGUACAGGUCUAUCCGCAUAGGCAAUCCUACAUUCUCCACCAAGCUGUUGCCCAUCAAAGGUGCAGUGGAAUGCCUCUUUGAGAUGGGAUUUGAGGAGGCUGAGACCCACCUCGUGUUCCCAAAGUCGGCGUCAGUAGAACAGCUGAAGCUCAUCAGGGACUCCAUCGCAGCAGAGAGGGAUCAGAGACUGCGUGGAGAACAGCCUGUCCAACCCACCGCUCGGACCGCUGCGGCGUUGGCCUCGCCUCCUUCAUCUGAAUCACCAUCAACCUCAUCCUCAGCACCAGAGAUCGCUGCUGCUGCUGCUGCUGCUACUGCCUCCAGCCAGCCAGUUACACCACCUCCAUCGCAGCCUUCAUCCUUGGAGAACAGUAUGAGCUUUUUUCUGACUCUCCAGUCAAACUUCCAACAUGUGAUGAUUUAUGAAACCCCUGAGCUGCAGCAGAAAGCCAGGAGCCACAUCCCUCACCAGCAGCUGUCCUCUGUUGCUGAAUGCAAGCUGAAGGAGGCGAAAGAGGCGGAUCCAGAAUGUAAACUUGGAAUAGAAGACUUUCUGGUGCUGGAGUUGCUCAGAUGGUUCAAACAGGACUUCUUCUCCUGGGUGGACUGUCUGCCCUGCAGCCAAUGCAAAGGCCCGACCCAGAACGCCACGGCCCUCAGUCCCACCACCGAGGACAUCCGAUGGGGAGCCCAGCGUGUCGAGAACCACUACUGUCAGAGCUGCCGGCUCUCCACCAGAUUCCCCAGGUACAACAAUCCUGAGAAGCUUCUUGAAACCAGGAGGGGGCGCUGUGGGGAGUGGGCAAACUGUUUCACACUGUGCUGCAGAGCCCUUGGCCUUGAGGCCAGAUAUAUCUGGGACAGCACUGACCACGUGUGGACGGAGAUUUACUCGGUCUCUCAGCGUCGCUGGCUGCACUGUGACUCCUGUGAGAGAGGCUGUGAUAACCCUCUACUGUAUGAGGUCGGCUGGGGGAAGAAACUGGCCUACGUUCUGGCUUUCUCAAAGGACCAGGUGGUUGAUGUGACCUGGAGGUAUUCCUGCAAACAUCCAGAGGUUUUGUCGAGAAGGACCAGAGUUCAGGAGGCCUGGCUGCUGCACACCAUUAACGGACUGAACGCCACGAGGCAGCAGUCCCUGAGUCCAGAGAGGAAGAAGGAGCUGACAGAGCGGCUGCUUGUCGAGCUGGUGGAGUUUAUUUCCCCCAAGAAACCAAAACCAGGAGAGAUGGGCGGACGCAACUCUGGCUCUCUGGCCUGGAGGAUUGCACGGGGGGAGACCAGAAAGGCUGAUGCAGGGACCUCCACACAGGCUGCAGGUUACGUGUUCACUCCCACUGAGAAAGAGAAGAGUGACCGGUUGCUGCAUGUGCGCUACAGUGCCACCAAAGACCAGUACUGUCGAGAGUCCAACAACUCUGAGGUCAUUCAGAGCUGGGAUCAGUGUGUGUGGAGUAAGGAGUCAGUGUUCAGGAAGGUGGAGAAUGACUGGCAGAUGGUGUACAUCGCUCGAACAGAAGGCUCCUCCGUGGGAAAAAUUUGCUGGAAGUUUGACUUUUCUCAGGCUGGAAUGAAGAUAAAGUCGGUCUCGAUCAUGGCCAGCAGCCAGACCUUCCACUCUGGGAAAGUCUGCUGGCACUUGCAGGCGGGCCAGAGUACUACAGAGUUCUCCGGAGAUGGGAAGAUGCAGUCAUUCCAGAGUCUUUCUGGCUCCUCUGAGUUCAUUGUUGUAGCAGAACUCAGCGGUGGAGAAGAGGAGACGUCGUGGCAGCACUCCCAGCUCUUCAGACAAAGCUUGAAGGAGACGGAGGAUACUUCAUUUGAAAUCCUCAUUCAUUUGGAAGAUGCUUAACAGUUGUUUCAUUCUUUUUCGAAGUUCAGCGCUUAAAUUUACCGGAUGAUAGUUUUGUAUGAUGACAAAUCAGUGCAAUAUUUAAAUGUAUGUCAGACCUCUAGGAUGAUUAAAUAUGCAUGGCCUAAUGAUAGAUGAAUAAAGAGACAUUCAUUUUGUACCUAUCAGAGUACAGAUGUUGUCACACAUUUGAAUCAUUAAUUUGACUAAAGGCCAAAUAACCUGCCGUCUAAAAUAUACAUGUGAAUGGGUUUUAAUCAUAUAAAGCCAUAGUUUGUUGUGUAACAUUUGCCUCCAUUAUGAAUGUGUCUGUUGUUUGUGAUACACACACAACCAAUCCUACUUGUGCUAAUAUUAUUUAAUUUAAUAUUAAUUAAUAUUAAGUGUUUUAAGUGUGGUGGAAUGGGCUGAAUGUUAGGAAAUAUAUAUAUAGUGGU
Molecule: messenger RNA, 2501 nt
Organism: Anoplopoma fimbria (sablefish)
Lineage: Eukaryota; Metazoa; Chordata; Actinopteri; Perciformes; Anoplopomatidae
Gene: ngly1
Product: N-glycanase 1
Exons: 12
Coding region: 94-2064 (656 amino acids)
Biological process (GO): protein quality control for misfolded or incompletely synthesized proteins; glycoprotein catabolic process; protein deglycosylation
Cellular component (GO): nucleus; cytosol; cytoplasm
Molecular function (GO): peptide-N4-(N-acetyl-beta-glucosaminyl)asparagine amidase activity
Source: RefSeq, a predicted model, not a curated record